AUGUUUCAAGCAACACAAACUCAAAUCAUCGACUUCCUACUAAAGCCUGCACUAUAUGAAACACCCGAUAACAGCUAUGGAUAUGAUACAGGAAAAGCCUCUCUGUACUACAGCAAAUUUCCGCAAAAUCGUUUUAUGCAAACAAAUUUUUACCAUCUAUCAACAGCAGCAUCUGCAGCAGCAGCAAAACGUUAUGCCAAAAGUAUGCUAAUGCAAAAAGCGGUCAGCAGUGGUUCAUCACGACGAAAUUCCUAUGGCCGACGUGGCGAUUAUGGUAGAACUGCUCGAUUAUCACUACAGAUGAAUCGACUUGCUGAACUAUGUGUUUUUUAA
Messenger RNA from Enterobius vermicularis (human pinworm), 333 nucleotides. NCBI's taxonomy places the organism in Eukaryota, Metazoa, Nematoda, Chromadorea, Rhabditida, Oxyuridae. The record is from the annotation of a GenBank genome assembly.